Capsella rubella is the source of this 903-nucleotide messenger RNA. RefSeq lists its product as uncharacterized. The record is from RefSeq and is a predicted model, not a curated record. Lineage: Eukaryota; Viridiplantae; Streptophyta; Magnoliopsida; Brassicales; Brassicaceae. The coding region runs from base 352 to 696 and encodes 114 amino acids. The transcript has a single exon.
AUGUGGUUAAACAAGAGCUGCCCAUUUUUAACAGAAUUUUGGAUAUUUUGAGAAAAUUAAAGAAUAAUAUCAUGUGCUUUAAGAAUCUUUCUUCUUACUCUCUCUCUCUCUCUCUGUCUCUUUAAGAACACAUGCCCCCCCUUAAGCCACUUCUCUCACCAUCAUCCAUCAUUAUACUGUUCUUCUCCUUAUCUCUUGAAGCAAAAACGUUUCCUUUUUGUAUUCUUGCUCCGUUUUUGUUUUUGUUUCCCUUCUUUCAGUCUCUUUGUUUCCUUCUUAACCUUCAUUAGACUGUGACUUUGUAUUGUCCUAAAACAACAACAACAAAAACCAAACUUUCAAGUAACUAAGAUGUUUCAGAUUGUAGGCAAGAACCGGUGGAGACAAUCAUAUCGGUACAAGAAACUAACUGAGCAACAUGAAAAGCUGACAACAACAACACCACCACCAACGACAACAACAAGGUCAGGUAAAAGACAGUACUUGGGGAAGAAGAACGAGAUUCGAGCAAAAGGGUUUAGACUAAACCGAUCAAGGAAGCUGGUUCUUAAGGCGUUAGCUUUGCCCAGAAGGAUCUUUAACAUCUAUGUGCGUUUCACAAACCAGAUGAAUAGAGAAGGUUUGCAUCCUAACCUUGUUUUCUCUUCUCAUUGGGGUUUCCCUGUUCUGCUGAAUUCAAGAGGUGGGUUCCGUUAGACUGUUAGAGAAAAGACAUGUUGUCUGAUUACUAGAACAAGAUUUGCAACAUAAAUGUGUUCUUCACAUUAAAACCAAAAAAAAAACAUAAAUAUGUAAAACCGAAUGAUAACAUUACAUAAUACAUACGAUGUUCAUGUUCUUGUAAAUUACCAUGAUUUCGACUUGGGUGUAAUAAGAACAGAGUUCAAGAUUUGUUCGUUUUCA